Ostrea edulis (European flat oyster) is the source of this 1613-nucleotide messenger RNA. RefSeq lists its product as uncharacterized. The record is from RefSeq and is a predicted model, not a curated record. The coding region runs from base 78 to 1100 and encodes 340 amino acids. NCBI's taxonomy places the organism in Eukaryota, Metazoa, Mollusca, Bivalvia, Ostreida, Ostreidae. The transcript has 7 exons.
AUAAAUGUUACAGUUCAUUCUCCACAGUGGAUUUGAUUCAGAGAGGGAUAAAAGUUAGGUCAGGAACUUGGAUAGACAUGGAACUGUUUCAUUGUCAUAUUAUUCCAGUUUGCACACUGUGCAUGGUCUUCAUCAUGGGGGUGUCAUUGGUUUACAGUUCAGAGUCUACUGCACAAAUGUCAACUGUAGUAAAGUAUAGGAUUCAACAAUAUUGCCAGAAAUUGAACUUCACAACGACCAAUGAGGACUGUGGUAGCUUGGUUGAUAAUGUAUCGAGAAUUAUGGAGGCCUGCCGAAAGGAAAAUUACAGUAGCAGUUGCAACGUGUAUACCAACCCAAACGAUGAGAGUAUAUUCUUUUGUAUGAAAACUGAAGGAAGUUCACAAUGUAUUAACAUUCUCUGUAAUUUAACAUUUAAAAGAGAAACGGAUCCCAAUCCAAGGGAAAGAAUUGACACCGAUACAUUAAGUCCAACCUGUAUAUAUAAGUAUGCUACGAUGGAAUCCAAGGAUUGUGUCACCAGUUCGGGUGAUGAAGAAAGGCGUGGACAUACUGAAAGAAGCCAAACAAAUUUAAGCGGAAGAGGAUGGUCUAUGUUAUUAGCAGCGUUCCUGGCCGGAGUAAUGGUUUCCAGUAUAAUUUUCUUUUUGAGAGAUUGGAUUCGCAAACGAUGGAACACCAGACACUCUAUAACUUCUAUAUCUGUGCAGACCGAGGACUCCCACGUUACCAAUGCUGGAUAUUUAAAUGCAGUCUAUACGGACAUUUCAAAUUUGCAAGGAGAAGAGUCCAGCAAUGAUGAUACCUCAAUUCUUGAUCCAGGGAUGUGUUGUGGUAUCGAUCCGGUUAUACCCGAUCUAUACAAUUAUUCAAGGCCCGAGGAGGAACAGAAGAGUGAUGUUUACAACAUUCUUCAAGGAUUAGAUGAGGGAAUGCUGAGUAUAGGAAAAGCAGAAAAUGAAAAGACCUUAAACGAUGCGUUAUUGACAUCGGGUGAACAGUCACUCCUUACAAAAAAACAAAGCGAAGACAUGCAACAAUUAUACUUCUGUUUGGAAAAGAGAGAAGAUGCCACGUUAUUCAAUGAAACGCCCUGUUAAAGGACAACAUCCGGAUUGGGAUUAAAAUUCAUUUCCUUAAAAUUAAUUUGAAGUGCUUGAAAGAAUGCUUAGAUUAUUCUAAUGUCCUGCAGCGGUUUUUGUUUCUAUGUUUAUUUGUUUAACGUCCGGUGGAUAUCUUAUUUACUCGUAUUAAGACGUCAACAGCUGCAAGUGUAGUGCUGAAUAUUUAUACUUGCGCAGGAUCACCAGGGUAGUAACAAUCAUUGUUUGUUAUAUUACCAACUAUAAAUGGAAUUUUAGUUUUGAUGUAUCAUCCAAAGAGCCUCAACUUAAGAUCUCACUCCUAAAUGCCUAGUGUUAGGCGAAGGAGCAAUUACUGUCCACGACCUUCCGGUCACAAAGUGAACUCCGUAACCGUUAGCCCUUCUCGAAAACUCUUAGAUAUAUACAUUAACUUCUUGACAUUUUUUUUAUGAAACAUGUUUGAAAUGUUUAAAUGUAUCUUUCCUCAAUUGUUUUAAUUUGUUUUAUUAUAAAGUGCAGCAACAUCAA